This is a messenger RNA of Nematostella vectensis (starlet sea anemone), 3645 nucleotides long. RefSeq names its product PAN2-PAN3 deadenylation complex catalytic subunit PAN2. The coding region runs from base 259 to 3459 and encodes 1066 amino acids. The transcript is spliced from 30 exons. Gene Ontology annotation, cellular component: P-body; PAN complex. Gene Ontology annotation, biological process: nuclear-transcribed mRNA poly(A) tail shortening; mRNA processing. The record is from RefSeq and is a predicted model, not a curated record. NCBI's taxonomy places the organism in Eukaryota, Metazoa, Cnidaria, Anthozoa, Actiniaria, Edwardsiidae. Gene Ontology annotation, molecular function: protein binding; nucleic acid binding; poly(A)-specific ribonuclease activity.
GUGUUUUGUGUAGAUUCAACGUAGAGGAAUUCUUAGAGUAUCUAUGUGAGUAUCUACGUGCGAGCGUGGAAAACCGACAAAAAUGAGGAAAACCUACGCGUAUGAUAAGAUAUUACCAGAACUGCCACUGGGCUUAUACAUUGGCUUUUCUACCUUCCCAAGGAUUCUUCUUUUUGCGAGGGCCAUAUUAGCUCCUUUUAUGGGAUUCAACUGCAGAAGUACACACGGUUCCAGGCCCAUCAUGGGGAAAUACGACACAUGUUGGUGGACGAUGGCGGAGUGUUGUCACUAUCAAGCAGUGAGCUGAGAUAUGGCAAACGGACGGGCAUAAAACUCUUUAGUCUUAGUGGUCCUAACAUGACUAAUCUACAAUGCAUGCUUCAAAGAGACAAUAGCAAUCUUCUCCUGGCCGGCCACCAGGACAACAUGCUGGAGGUUGACUUGAAGACAGGUUCUCUUACUCGUGAGUUUGAAGUUAACCCUGGAACUGUAGUGAUGAAGUGGUCCUCAAGAUAUAUCUGCUGUGGUGAUACAAAGGGAAAGAUAACCCUCAGAGAUCCAUUGACACUCAACCCAGAACAUGUUCUUGACGCGCACUCAGGCACACUCUCUGAUUUUGAUGUGUCUGGAAAUUUAGUGGUAACAUCAGGAUUUUCAUCACGGCAAGGUCAUCUAGCUGUUGACCGUAUUUUGAUGAUGUAUGAUCUUCGUACUCUGAGAUCCUUGCCUCCAAUGCAGGUUUCUAUAGAGCCUAUUAUGCUUAGGUUUAUCCCCACCUUUACGUCAAGGAUGGCUGUCAUAUCACAGACUGGUCAGUUUCAAUUGAUUGAGCCUGGUGGGCCAAUGACGGCAGCAUCGAUGUUUGUCUAUCACAUCAACACCCAAGGCCACAUGUGCUCCACAAUAGACAUCUCUUCCAAUUGUAAUGUCAUGGUGUUUGGUGAUACAGGAGGCAAUAUCCAUCUCUAUGGUGACAGCAAAGUCGCUGAUGUCUGCUUUAAUUCCUAUUCAAGAGAUGCUACAUUUGCAAAUGUGACGUCUCCGACACAGCCAGUUGCCAUAGAUGACUACUCAGUCCCACUCUCGUCAUAUCCACUGCCCUUUACAAAUGGGCCACUGUUAUCUGACUGGCCAGAACAGAAUUAUGUCAGGGUGGAUAGACAUGCAAUUGCUAUAGAACCGGAAAUUCUGCGCAACAUGGUAGUGCGCCAAUUCAUAGGUUAUGCACCAAACCCAGGAAACAAAAAACGAAACCAGUGGCCUUAUGAAACCAAACCAAAUGUAGCCUUAGUGCAAACGAAAGGUGGAAAACCAGAACCAGAGCAGACAGAAUCACACUCUACUAAAGAGGACGAAUCUUCCUGCCUCAUACCAAAAGCCUACAAGCGUGUUGAGAUGAAAUACUCCAGACUGGGCAUAGAAGACUUUGACUUUGGCCAAUAUAACAAAACCAAGUUUGCUGGUUUGGAGAUCCACAUACCAAAUGCUUAUUGUAAUGCCAUGCUACAGGUCUUGUAUUAUUUAGAGCCCAUUCGAGUGAACUUCCAAAACCACUUGUGUGAAAGGGAGUUCUGCUUAGCUUGUGAGUUGGGCUUCCUGUUUUAUAUGUUGGACCAGUGGACUGGUGCCCCAUGUCAGGCCAGUAAUUUCCUGCGGGCAUUCCGUACUAUCCCUCAAGCCUCUGCACUCGGUCUUGUGCUAAAUGAUGUAGAUGAGUCUGCAGGCAAAGCAAACUUCCCUAGACUCAUCCAGAGCUGGAUUCGCUUCGUACUCCAACAGACACAUCAGGAUACCCUGAAAACACAAACUUUACAGGAAGAGCAGGAAGAAGCUCCAGAAGAGGCUUCAACCAGUCCAAAAGUUGAGCAGACAUCGAUAAUUGAGCAGGUGUUUGGAGCUGGUGUUGAGCAGAAAAGCAAAUGCCGAUGCGGCAAGGACGCCACCAAGCCAUCUGUGAGCCUGCUUUAUGACCUCGAGUACCCCAGCCUCAAUGGUAAACCAACAGAGACCCCUGUGUCAUUUGAGUCCAUCAUAGAGGCGACAUUGUGCCGAGAACAGUCAAUGCAGGCAUGGUGUGAUAAGUGCGGCAGAUAUCAACCAACGGUUCAAAGCCGUAAAGUGACGCGGUUACCAGAUGUGCUGGCACUGAACUGUCACGUCGAGCAGGAGGGUGAGAUCGAGCUGUGGAAAACGCAACAAAAGAUGCUAAAUGUUCCCCAACUUGAGGAGAAACCUGUACAGACAAGCAAGCCAUGUCGAUACGGAGACAGUUGUACUCGGGCGGACUGCAAGUUCAGACACGACGUGGUUAUCAUCGAGAAAGAUGACGAGCCGCGGUCCUGGGUCCCGAUGGCUAUCAAGAUCUCUGCAGAAAAUGGAAACAUCGCUGUUACCAAAAUCGACGAGGGAGAUAAGAAAGUGAAAUGCGGCGAGAAUGAAGUGGUGUAUGAUCUCCACGCCACUGUGGGCUACAUACAGGACGCAAAGCAUGGCGGUAAUCUGGUGACACAUAUUCACGUGGGACCCACCUAUCACAGUAGGAAAGAGGGUGUCACUUGUGACCAGUGGUAUGUGUUCAACGAUUUUAGCAUUACUCCCAUUACACCGAUUGAGGCCGUAGUAUUUAACCUUGAAUGGAAAGUUCCUUGUGGGAUUAUGUUCGUCCGCCGAGAUCUCAACUCCCGCCACAACAUCACUCUUGCCACGCCCAUCAAGGACACAAUUUUAUACAGUGAAACGUCUGUAACAGCCAAGCCCGGCCAGUCUAGACACUUCACCCCCUUGACCCCUGAUGAGCUACCUUCGGAGGGAGGGCUGGUCGCUCUGGACGCAGAAUUCGUCACCCUUAACCAGGAAGAGGCGGAGAUUCGCAGCGAUGGUACACGGUCCACCAUCAAGCCCAGCCAGAUGAGCGUCGCCAGGAUAACUGUCGUACGAGGGGAAGGUCCACUGAAGGGAGUACCAUUCAUCGAUGACUAUAUCUCGACAUCGGAACAAGUGGUUGACUACCUGACCAAGUUUUCGGGCAUCAAACCGGGCGACCUGGACGCCACCAUGUCCUCCAAGCACCUUACCACGCUGAAGACAACUUACCUUAAGAUACGCGCGCUAGUGGACCGCAAGGUUAAGUUUGUGGGACAUGGACUGAAGAAGGACUUCAGAGUCAUCAACAUAUUGGUUCCAAAAGGACAAGUGUUUGAUACAGUCGGGCUAUUCCACCUGCCUAGACAGCGAUAUCUCUCGCUUCGAUUCCUUGCCUGGUAUUUCCUUGGUUUGAAUAUCCAAUCAGAGACACACGAUAGCACUGAAGAUGCUUGUACGGCUUUAGAGCUCUACCGAAAGUACCAGGACCUCACUACCACAGGCGAUCAGACAGAGUUCAAGAAAGUUUUGAAGCAGCUCUACGAAGAUGGCCGCAAGUGUAACUGGAAAAUCGAGCCUGAUAAAGGGGUUGACUAAUGAUACGGACCCACCCGUCCCAUGGCCUUCCAGGAUCUAUCACUACUGGAUCUAGCAUGAUUCAACGAUUUCUCACGAAAUCGGUUGAUAGGUUCGAGUGUUGACCAUGAGUGGGAGAAGAUAACUAGUGUUUACUUUUGUAAAUAUUGAAACACGCAGACGGUAUAUUAAAACUACUAUAAUGUU